This is a messenger RNA of Ctenocephalides felis (cat flea), 1296 nucleotides long. RefSeq lists its product as uncharacterized. The coding region runs from base 1 to 1296 and encodes 431 amino acids. The transcript has 7 exons. NCBI's taxonomy places the organism in Eukaryota, Metazoa, Arthropoda, Insecta, Siphonaptera, Pulicidae. The record is from RefSeq and is a predicted model, not a curated record.
AUGAAGGUUGUCGUGCAGUAUGAUAAAGACUUACUGGAAGUAUGGGACGAAGCAAAGCGACUUCGUUGUGAGUGGUUUAAUGAUUAUGAAAAAACUGCUUCAAAACCACCAAUGGUCAUCGCAGAUUUGGACAUCAUCCAACUGGAUUUCAGAGGCGAUAAUGUGGAUUGUUGGAUGGAAAUCCAGCACGGUAAAGGACCAUGGGCUCCACCUGUCAGUGGCAUUGUACCUCUUGGUUCAACUUUAUCACUUGUCGUAGCCAUCAACGAUUACAGAGGCGAGUUCGACAUGCGAGUGAAGUCGUGCGUGGCUUCAGACGGCGCCGGGCACGUCAUCCAUCUGUCCGACGAGGCGGGCUGCGUACUGCGCCCGAAGAUGAUCUCGCGAUUCCUGAAGACGCGGGCGUCCGACGACCGCGCCUCAGUCAUAACGUACGCCUUUUUCCACGCGUUCAAGUUUCCCGAUGCCCUGAGCGUUCACAUCAAAUGCAAGGUGGAGAUAUGCAGACACGGCUGUCCGGAUCAUUGCCAUCUGAGCGGUCACGGAGGCGCCCAGGAGCGAAAAGAUUCGCCCCAGUCGGCCGCUGCCGGCGACGCAGAGAUGCUCUAUGAUGAUAUAUUACACGACGGUUCAGAUAGUGGGGCAUCUGCCGGAUACUUGAGAGAUCCGUUAGUGAAUAACAGUCCAGAUUUGUCGGAAUCCGAAGAACUUUUGUCCUCUUACGAAGAUCACGAAGACGCCGAAUCUCAACAAAGUGCCGAAGAAAUGAACGGUCAAGAAGGUUUUCCACAUGGUCCACGUCUGCUAGAGACUGCGACAGGAACUCCACGCCCGAUGCAGGCGGCCGUCGCAGGUCCCCGCAGCCUCGACCCUGACCGCUCGUCUCGCCGCCGCCGCACAGCAACAGUUUCCGAUCGCAAAGCCCGCAGUGCCGAUGUUGGUGUCAGCGGUUUAUACGACGUUAUUUCCGAAGCAGAUUUAGCGUUUAGCCCAGAUGGUCGCCAAGAAGCCGUCACUGUAUUCCAGGGUCGCAUUCGGGAAGAAGUUGUGUACGGCAUUUGCUUACCUGUGCCAGGUUUUAGCGCACUAUUCGUGCUUUUAGCUACAGCUGCUGCAGUAAGCGCACUAGUAGCUGGUUCUUUAUUAUAUCGUUAUCAGUUACAAAGAGAUCAGAUAGCUAGACAAAAAGGCCAAAAUAUGUCAUCUGGAACACUGGCUUCGUGGAUGGCCAUGCGCUUAAUGCGUCCAACCCCUAUUGCCCAGCAAACCCGAGUACCGGCAGCUGGUGCCGAUUAA